AUGGAAAUUCCACUCAGGUGGUCACUGCGCGAGAUGCUCCAGCUAGUGUUAUGGGGAGUCUUGCGACUGCCGCUCUUCCUCGUUCAAGGAAUCACAGCGAAAGAUUCGGACGUACAACGGCUCAAAAAGACAUCACCCGAUAGUAUCACUGCUGCUGCUGUCAAGUCUUGCCUGGACGAAGAAUUCACAUGCCGCCCGACAACCAUAGGUCCGAAGGACUAUAUCUAUUCUUUUGGCCGUAUAGGGUAUCGCAGACUUGUCAUAGCCCAACCACUCCAGACAGGAACUGUAAAGGCUGCCCACUGCGCAGCAACGGUUAGACAACAAUUUCCGAACGUUGAAUUUGCCUUCACGGUUGGCACGGGAGCCGGCAUUCCUUGCCCGCCAAAGCGAGACAUCCGCCUGGGCGAUAUUGCUAUUGGAGUACCUGGAGACACUCAUCCUGGAAUAGUCGAGUAUGACUUUUUGAAGUACGAACAAAACAAAUUCGUGCUCAAGGGCUGCGCAAACAAACCGCCGCCUAUAUUGAUCAGUGCGGACAGAUCAUUGCAAGAAGAUGAAUUAAUGCAAAGAAGCCCCCUAAGAGAUAUCUUGAAUGAGAUCAUGAAAUAUCCUGGAUAUGAGCGACCUAGAAGUGAUGACGUUUUGUAUGAGGACAGUUUCACUCACGUCAAAAAGGCACUUGAUUGUACAGUAUGUGAGCAAUCUGACCUGAAAAAGCAUGUGAUCCGAGUCCCACGUCUUUCAUUUCAGCCCGUGGUCCAUCGAGAUCUCAUACUUUCCGGUAAUGGAAUUAUCAACAACGCCCGUGAUCGGAAGAAACUUCAGCAUGGACACGACAAUGCCAUCUGCUUUGAGACGGUUGCUGCUGGAGUAACGGACGAGAUCCCUUGCCUCGUGGUGAGAGGAAUAUGCGACUAUGCGGAUACCCACAAGCAAGAAGGCUGGCAACGCUUUGCGGCGGCUGCGGCCGCAGCUUAUUGCAAGACUGUUCUCCUCAAAAUCGACGCACAAGAAGCGAGAGGGACCAAUGAACUGGGCUUUUCUUUGGGUGAGGCGUAUGAUCAAAUGAGAGCGAUCGGUGACACUAUUCAAAGGCAAGGUAUAGCUACCGCGCUGUGGCCUGUCAAACAUCUGUCGCCAAAAGAGACGGGCUAUGGCGGUGUGAGUUGUAGGAAAGAAUGGAUCGACUUGAAUAGGCUGCCGAUGGCCGGAGAUGCUGCCUUUGAUUCAUAUGCAGACCAGCACGAAACUUUCUGUCUUCCGGGCACUUGCAUCAGCCUUCUCCAGCGCAUUGAGGACUGGGUGUACGAUGAAAGUGGCAGAUGCAUCUUCUACCUAAACGGUAUGGCUGGAACCGGAAAGUCUACGAUAUCUCGAACUGUUGCCAAGCAUUUCAGAGAAAAACAAAUGCUGGGUGCUAGCUUUUUCUUCAAGAGGAAUGCAGGUGAUCGAGGACAUGCAAGACGGCUUUUCUCGACAAUCGCCAGGCAGCUCAUCACACAUCUCCCUCAGCUCUCACCGAUUAUCAAGAAAGCUGUUCGAGAAAACCCUGAUAUAUCCACAAAGUCACUAAGGGAGCAGUUUGGAAGACUUCUAUUCUCGCCACUGAUAGAACUGGGAAGAACUGGAAAGGACACCGAGACUAUUGUGAUAGUGAUCGAUGCAUUAGACGAAUGUGAGUCGGACAAAGACGUGCGACUCAUAGUUCAUUUACUAUCUCAAUUGCGGGACUCGGGUGUAGUACACCCACGGAUCUUCUUAUCAAGUCGACCCGAGUUACCUAUUCGUCAGAGCUUCAGCCAUCUCGUUGCCAACAAGUAUCGUGACUUUGCUCUGCAAGAGGUUCUAAGUCCAACAAUAGAACACGAUAUAUCGCUGUUAUUGAGGCACAGGAUCGCAGAAAUCAAAAAUGAUAACCUACUUCCGUCCAACUGGCCCUCUGAGCAGGAUUUUCAGAAGCUUGUCACAUUGUGCGUUCCUUCGUUUGCUUCUGCUGCUGCUUUCUGCAACACGCUAGAGGAGCCUCAAUGGGAUCCAGAGGAAGUCCUUGGGGAGUUCCUCCAAAGCCCCAGGCUCAAGCUAGAUCAGAUAUACCUCCCCAUCUUGAAUCGCAUGCUCCAUGGGCGGGCCAAAUCCCAGCAAGAGAAACUACUUCGGGAAUUUAAAGAAGUAGUUGGUCCGAUUCUUAUUCUCCAGCGUGCGCUAUCGGUCAAAUCGCUUUCAAUACUCACUGGCCACUCCGAGAAGUUGAUAAAGCGGAGGCUGGGCUCUCUGCACUCCAUCAUCAAAGUCCCAGACGAUGAUAUACUACCAGUGGAACCUCUUCACUGGUCACUCCGAUCCUUCUUACAUAGCCCAGACUCGCGCGAGAUGAUACCCUUCUGGAUCGAUGAGAAAGAGACGCACAGUGAAAUCACUGCGCGGUGCCAGGAACUCAUGGAAUACACCUUUGAACAAAACACCCAUAAUCCACCAGCCUCCGACAAACCCCAAGUGGACUCGGACUCAGGGAAUGGGACAUACAACAAUACCACCCCGGAACUCCAAUAUGCGUGUCAAUACUGGGUACAUCAUCUAUUGAACAGUGCGGAUUCUGUUGAUAAACUAGACACAUUCUUUCUAUUCCUCCAGGAACACUUCUUUCAUUGGGUUCAGGUGCUUAAUGUCAUCAGCGACCGAUCUACUAUCACAGACAUGAUUAAUCGUUUACAGUCGAUCAAGCAUGAUCAUAAUAUGUCGAGGUUUCUGGAAGAUGUGAAGAAGUCCAUUCUUAAAAAUGAAAGUGGACUAAUAGAAGAUGAAGAAGAUGAUAGUACGCGAUAUAUAGUUGGCCAAUCGCUUUAUAUGGCCGGGUGUCUUGGAAUUUAGCACGCACCUUCAGCGUUCGCAUGGACACAGGUCUAGUACUAGAUUUCAGCUCCUACUAUUUAUAGAGUUGGCGGCCGAAAUGAUUGUCAAGAAAACUGCAUUGGCAUGUAAUAAAUAGGGU
Molecule: messenger RNA, 2992 nt
Organism: Aspergillus welwitschiae
Lineage: Eukaryota; Fungi; Ascomycota; Eurotiomycetes; Eurotiales; Aspergillaceae
Exons: 3
Coding region: 1-2871 (956 amino acids)
Biological process (GO): nucleoside metabolic process
Molecular function (GO): catalytic activity
Source: RefSeq, a predicted model, not a curated record